Molecule: messenger RNA, 858 nt
Organism: Aegilops tauschii subsp. strangulata
Lineage: Eukaryota; Viridiplantae; Streptophyta; Magnoliopsida; Poales; Poaceae
Source: RefSeq, a predicted model, not a curated record
AUGGAAAUGCUCAGAAGUGUUCAAGCUGUGGUUGGGCAGAAUGGAAAUCAGCUCGGUCACCACUCCAAGCUAUCUGAUUUUCAAAGGACUAAGCCUCCCAGUUUCAGUCAGGCCGUUGAACCCUUGGAUGCAGAUGAUUGGUUGAGAACUAUGGAAAGGAAGCUUGAGGUUGCUCGAACUGAUGAAGGGGAUAAGCUACCAUUUGUAACACAUUAUCUUGAAGGCGCUGCUGCCAUAUGGUGGGAAAAUGAAAAAGCCAUAGGGACUGCUGAUGAUGAAAUUACCUGGUCAAUAUUCAAGGAACGAUUCCGGAGAUAUCACAUCCCACCGGGAAUUAUGAAGGUUAAGCAACGUGAAUUUCUCGCGCUCCUCCAAGGAAGUCAGUCUGUGGGAGAAUAUUUAUUGAAAUUCAAUCAUCUGUCACGUUACUCUCCAUAUGACGUGGCCACUGUAGAAAGAAAGAUUGACAGGUUUCUUGGUGGAUUAAACCCGCAACUCCGUUGUACUCUCAGUAUGUUCGACUUCCCAGACUUCCAAACUCUGGUAGAGUACAAGCCCAACUGGCAACAAAAUGCUAACAAGACCACCACCCAAGUCAAGAAUGACCUGCUCAACCCAGUUCUAGACAAUCAUCUGCGCAGCAAUUCUUGUUUCAGUUGUGGGCAAACUGGACACUAUGCCAAACAGUGUCCCAAGAACAACCGGGCAGAUGCUACAUUCAAGCCACAAGUUCACUAUAUGGAGGCAUGUCCAAAUCAGCACGACAUCAAGGGCUACGUUCAUCACAUCUCCGUCGACGAAGCCCAAGAGAACCCUGAAGUCGUUAUUGAUAUGUUCCCCGUUAAUAACAUACCUGCA